UCCAAGUAGGAUCUGUCUUAGGAAAUAACAGCGGAAAACAAGCAAACAACAACAACAAAAAAAAGGACGCUAAUAGCAAAUUCUUCAGUUUUGGUUGGGGUGGACUACUUCACUUUCUCAGAGGCAGAAUAAAAGGAUUUGGUUACUAUGUACAGAUCAGAGAUGAAUUGCUGGAAACUGUUUGGCUGCAUCAGCAACUAGCCACAAGAAAACAAGUCAAGAAAAACAAAACUGUUGACUCCAUCACUGACUGGCUCAGAGAGCAUCAGCAGUGGAGAGCUAUGACAAUAAAGCAAGCCCUGUUACUUCUGCUGCUCUGGAUGUGGCUGCCGCAUCCCUGCUGUACAGAAAUGGUGUUCAGAAGGACUCCUGAUCUCAGACCCAAAAGCUUUGUGGGACGUGCAUCAGGGAGUGAUGGAAAAGCGCUUCACCGCCAGAAGCGAGGCUGGAUGUGGAACCAGUUUUUCCUUUUAGAGGAGUACACAGGAUCUGAUUAUCAGUAUGUAGGAAAGCUUCAUUCUGACCAGGACAAGGGAGAUGGAUCCCUCAAAUACAUUUUGUCAGGAGAUGGGGCUGGUACUCUUUUUAUUAUUGAUGAGAAAACUGGUGACAUUCAUGCCACUCGGAGAAUUGACAGGGAAGAGAAAGCCUUUUACACCCUGCGUGCCCAAGCUAUAAAUAGAAGAACUCUGAGACCAGUGGAACCUGAAUCCGAGUUUGUCAUUAAAAUCCAUGACAUCAAUGACAAUGAACCAACGUUUCUGGAAGAAAUUUAUACUGCGAGUGUUCCUGAAAUGUCAGUAGUGGGUACUUCUGUGGUGCAAGUCACAGCCACUGAUGCCGAUGACCCUUCAUAUGGAAACAGUGCCAGAGUCAUUUACAGCAUACUUCAAGGACAGCCAUAUUUCUCCGUGGAACCAGAAACAGGCAUCAUCAGGACUGCUUUGCCAAACAUGAACAGAGAGAACAGGGAGCAGUACCAAGUAGUUAUCCAGGCAAAAGACAUGGGAGGCCAGAUGGGUGGAUUAUCAGGGACCACCACCGUGAACAUCACAUUGACGGAUGUCAACGACAAUCCACCUCGAUUCCCCCAGAAUACGAUCCACCUCCGCAUUCCCGAAUCCUCCCCGGUUGGGACUGCCAUCGGCAGCGUCAAGGCCACAGACGCAGACACUGGGAAAAAUGCAGAAGUAGAAUACAGAAUUAUAGAUGGCGACGGGACAGAUAUGUUUGAUAUUGUGACGCAGAAGGACACGCAGGAAGGCAUCAUAACUGUGCGAAAGCCACUGGACUAUGAGAUGAGAAGACUUUACACAUUGAAAGUAGAAGCUGAGAAUACUCAUGUGGAUCCACGAUUCUAUUACCUUGGGCCUUUUAAAGAUACAACUAUUGUGAAAAUCUCAGUAGAAGAUGUAGAUGAACCUCCUGUCUUCAGCAGAUCAUCUUACCUUUUUGAGGUGCAUGAAGAUAUUGAGUUGGGGACAAUAAUAGGAACAGUAAUGGCACGGGACCCUGAUUCGGCUUCAGGUCCUAUAAGAUUUUCUCUGGAUCGUCACACUGACCUUGACAGGAUAUUCAAUAUUCAUUCUGGAAAUGGAUCCAUCUAUACUUCCAAACCACUUGACCGUGAGAUAUCACAAUGGCAUAACCUUAGUGUUAUAGCAGCUGAGAUCAACAACCCCAAAGAUACUACUCGUGUUCCUGUCUAUGUGAGAAUUUUGGAUGUCAAUGACAAUGCCCCGCAGUUUGCUGUAUUCUAUGAUACCUUUGUGUGUGAAAAUGCAAGAGCUGGACAGCUUAUCCAGACUAUAAGUGCAGUAGACAAAGAUGACCCUCUUGGUGGACAAAAAUUUUUCUUCAGUUUAGCUGCUGUUAACCCAAAUUUCACUGUUCAGGAUAAUGAAGAUAACACUGCCAGAAUUUUGACAAGAAGGAAUGGCUUUAGUCGACAUGAAAUAAGUACGUACCUUCUACCCGUGGUGAUAUCAGACAACGACUACCCGAUCCAGAGCAGCACGGGCACGCUGACCAUUCGCGUGUGUGCCUGUGACAGCCGGGGCAACAUGCAGUCCUGCAAUGCUGAGGCCCUGCUUCUCCCUGCUGGCCUGAGCACAGGGGCGCUGAUUGCCAUCCUCCUCUGCAUCGUUAUCCUGCUAGUCAUAGUGGUGCUGUUUGCUGCUUUGAAGAGGCAACGCAAGAAGGAGCCUUUGAUCUUGUCUAAAGAGGACAUCAGAGACAACAUUGUGAGUUAUAACGACGAAGGCGGUGGAGAGGAAGACACCCAAGCCUUUGAUAUCGGCACACUGAGGAAUCCUGCAGCUAUCGAAGAUAAGAAGCUUCGGCGAGAUAUUAUCCCUGAAACGUUAUUUGUACCGCGGAGGACUCCUUCAGCACCAGACAACACAGACGUCCGAGAUUUCAUUAAUCAAAGGCUAAAAGAGCAUGACACUGACCCUUCUGCGCCGCCGUACGACUCGCUCGCAACCUACGCCUACGAAGGCAACGAUUCUAUAGCUGAAUCCUUGAGCUCACUGGAGUCGGGUACCACUGAAGGGGACCAAAACUAUGAUUACCUCCGAGAGUGGGGCCCGCGGUUUAACAAGCUCGCCGAAAUGUAUGGCGGAGGAGAAAGCGACAAAGACGCUUCUUAACCUGCAGUAGGCUACAUUUUGGUUCCUUUGAGUGGAAGUAAUUUUACAGACACCUUCUGCACUCAACAGUAUUUAACAUUCAGGAAAAUCUUCCUGCCACUCAGCACAAUGGUUUCCUUUUAAAAAUUGUUUUUGGUUUGUCCAUUAAUGUCAUUCAUUCUUUCUAGUAGGAUGCUCACAUGGAAUAUAUACAGCAUUUUAUUUAAUCACCUUCCAAGAGCCAAAGCUAUGGAAAUUCAGUGUUGUCCAUUUUAGUAAGCAAAACAAACAAUACCUUACCUUCAGAAAUUUGAACAGGGUGAUACUCCCUUAAGCAACCUCAUGUACAAGCCGCUUCUGUUAGGUACAUGUCCUGCCCUUGCAAGUGCCACUUUUAAGAAGGCAAAGAAGAAAAAACCCAGUAUGUCCUGUUCUGUACAUGAAAAUUCAAACAAAAUAUACAUGUGGUGUUAAUAAGUGUAAUAUGCAGCUGGUUUAAAAAAAAAAGUUUGCGCAACUUCAUUUCAUCAAAUUCUAUCUAUCUGCCAAUGUUUUAUAUUUAUAUUUUUGUAUUUAUUUUUAAGAAAUAAACCAGUUUUUACAACUAUGUUGAUGCUUGCCUGCCUGUUGUGGCCAUCAAUCCCAGGCUUGAAGAGAGCAUGACAUUUCUCCAAUGAGAGCACAGCCAGCUGCUAAUACUUUUAUGCAGCAGUAUACCGCAUGCAUUUAACACAUUCUGAAGUGCCUGUGCUCACAGGGAGAGGAUUAACUUAUACAUCUAUUUGCUUGCUCAAAAGUGCUACUUCCCACAGUCAUCUUGUUUGACAGAGAAUUUGUUCUAUUUUUGAGCUGACCUAAUGAUACGUUAUUCUAGAAAGACAAAUUACUAUUUUGUCUUUACCUGAACUACGUAAUUCAGAAAACAUGCUGGUACAACUAAUCCAUCAGAACAUGAGGAAUUAAUUUCAAAAAGUGAGAUUAUUUGUUCCACAGCCUUCUGUUUGGAAUCUUUAUUGCAUCAUUAUAUGUAAUCUGUAACUACACUGGGCAAAGUGUAAAAAGAUGUUUAAAAAAAUCAUUUUUAAGUAUAAUCCUUUUCCAAAGGCAAAUCCGUUGGUGAUAAACUAUCAUGUGUUAGAUUGUAACUGUUUAAGGGCAGCAUAUUCUCCUUUAAAGCAGCCGGGCUAAAGGCUGACAAAGCCGAGUGUCUGUUAAACUACACCAUCCCUCACCCAAUUUACUGAGUUUUCUGAGGCCCUGGAAAAGUCUAGUAAAAAAAAAAGCUGAUUGAUAAACUAGCCAACUGUAACAGAAAUCACGCUCUAGCAAUCACAAAACAAAGUAGGUAUCGCAAGACAUUUUGAGAUGUGCGUUUCUUCCCACAAUUUUUAGAUUACACAAAUCUAUUUUGUAAACAAGCACUCUGAGGUUUGCAACAUUUCUGAGAUGAAAUAAAUAAUUUUGGAGGAAAAGCAAGAUGUAAUGGGGUCUGCAUUUACUUAUUUCCCAUGGAAGAAACCUAUCUGAAGGAUAAUCCCUCCUUCUGCAUCUCCCGUAACUUCUUACUGGCAUAAAAUCAACAGAUAUUGAAAAUAUAUUAGUCCUUUGAAAAGUGAAAUGCUGCAUUCUUAUUGCAUCAGACAUUUCUCCUCCUUAAUGGGAUGAUUAAACCCAGUGAAGCUGAAAGCUAACUAGAGUGGCAUUAUGCAAGUUACUUUGGUGCAAUGGAGAGCACAUUUUUAUGGACUUGAUAUCAGGUUAAAAUAUUUGAUCCAUUAAGAAACUUUGAAAAUUAUGGAUUUUUCCUCAUUGCAUUCAAUAAUACUUUUAUUAACUAAAGAAUUUUGCUAUCUCCUAAUAGAAAAUAAUUCAGAGAAUAUUAAGAAACAUCUUAGAUAAUCAGCAUUAUAAAGUUAUGCAAAAGUGUUACAGGCCAUACAGUUUCUCUUUUUAUGACUAUUUGGUGAAAUGGAUCUACUUUUUUCUUCCUUCCCAGUCCCCUAAGAGUACAGUUGAACCAUCAAACUGUCGCAAUACUGUAACCACACUACUGAUAGUUUUUACAGUAUUUUUUAAUGGACAAAACAUGCAGAAUUAUACCGAGAACAAAAGAGAGAGAAGAAACUAAAUCAAUAUAACUUUAUCCAUAAGUGACACACACAACUGAAUAUAUUCCAGGUGCAAAAGAUUCUCUGUUUUUACUGGGAGGCUGGGGGGGAGGGGGGGGGGAACACAAUAGUAAGAAAAAGCAAGCAAAAAUUCUUGUGUUAAAUACACAAAUGCAAGGCUAGGUUCCAAUACUGCUUUCUGUCUGUACCAGUAUUGAUAUCAGUGAUUCCCCACAUAUUUAACUGAGUAUGAAGUAGGACAGAAGAUGAAACAGAAUAUAAUACAGCUGUUUGAUACCCCUUUGCUACACAAAGAUUUUGCUUAAACACAUCCAGCCAACACUCCUGCAUAAUUCAGCAAGAAUCCCAAUGUUUUGUUUGCAGAAGUACAAAAAAUACACAUUUCUCCCCAAUUUUUUAAGCACAUCAGCAAAUAUCAAAUAAGACUGUAUUCUUUUUAUUUGCAUUACAGUACUUAUUUCUGAAGUUUAAGUCUGUGGAAAUGUUUCUUUAUCUCUAUGUUCAAGGAAGUUAUUUUAUAAUAGUUGAGAAGAAUCUGAAGCAAAUAUUGCAAAUUUAAUCCUGUAUGUAUUAUUAAAUAAAAUAGUGCUACACAUAAUAUAUAAGAAUACAUAAAUACUACUGAAAUUACCAUAUAAUAGUAUAAAUGACAGUACCUUU
Dromaius novaehollandiae (emu) is the source of this 5419-nucleotide messenger RNA. Its product is annotated as cadherin-10. The transcript is spliced from 12 exons. Gene Ontology annotation, cellular component: catenin complex; plasma membrane; adherens junction. Gene Ontology annotation, molecular function: cadherin binding; calcium ion binding. The record is from RefSeq and is a predicted model, not a curated record. Bases 282 to 2651 code for a protein of 789 amino acids. Lineage: Eukaryota; Metazoa; Chordata; Aves; Casuariiformes; Dromaiidae. Gene Ontology annotation, biological process: cell-cell junction assembly; multicellular organism development; adherens junction organization.